AUGGCAGCGGCAAGGAGGGUACGUGGGAAGCAUGACCAAUCGAUGGGUGAAGCACUGGCUAUGGAACUCGGAUUACAGCUAGUUCGACGACAUCAGCUAGGAACACCGUUGGUGGAAGUGGAAUCAGACUGCUUGACAGUAGUCAACAGGAUUAGGGAAGCUCGUGUGAACUACACCGAGCUGGGCACUAUUGUGUUGAAUAUCAGGAAAUUGUUACAGGGAGAAGAGGCGGGCAGAGUCCAACAUACCAGAAGAAAUGCGAACAAGGCAGCACAUAUAAUGGCGCAUAUGGACACUCGAUGGGAUGAGACAGAGGUAUGGUUUGAUAGACCGCCAAUUAGUAUUCUUGACCUGUUAAAACUGGAUGAUGUACGCUUGACAUCUACCUAA
Messenger RNA from Linum tenue, 390 nucleotides. The record is from the annotation of a GenBank genome assembly. NCBI's taxonomy places the organism in Eukaryota, Viridiplantae, Streptophyta, Magnoliopsida, Malpighiales, Linaceae.